GCACACUGGAAAGUCUCGUGGUGAUUUGUGGGGGCAGUCAACAGUCCCUGUAAGUUGCCGGGGCGUUACACAAGAGACUUUUUCAAAGUUUAAAUUUGGCAGAAUGGUGGUUCUGCAACACCACACAUGAACUUGAACCUGGUGCAUUAUCAUUUCUUCCUAAGCUCCUACCAAUUGGUCCAUUAUUAAGAAGUUAUGACACUAAAAUUGGUAUCACAAAAGCAAUUGGACAAUACUGGGAAGAAGAUUUGUCUUGCAUGAAUUGGCUUGAUGAACAACAUCAUGGUAAUGUGUUGUAUGUUGCAUUUGGUAGUUUCACUCAGUUUGACCAAAACCAAUUCAAUGAACUUGCCCUUGGAUUAGCCCUCAUCAAUACACCUUUUCUUUGGGUUAUAAGAGAGGAUAGUAAGAUGGAAUACCCUCACGAAUUUAAAGGGCAUAAAGGUAAGAUAGUUAGUUGGGCUCCUCAACAAAAGGUUUUAAGCCACCCUGCCAUAGCAUGUUUUGUUACUCACUGUGGUUGGAAUUCUACCAUAGAAGGUUUGUCCAAUGGGGUACCUUUCUUGUGUUGGCCAUAUUUUGGAGACCAAAUUCAGAACAAAAAAUACAUUUGUGAUGAGUUAAAGGUUGGAUUGAGUUUUGACAAAGAUGAAAAUGGAGUUGUGUCAUGCAAAGAGGUAAAAUCGAAAGUGGAGCAACUCCUUACUGAUGAGAACAUAAAAUCAAGGUCUCUUGAGUUGAAGGAGAAAGUCAUGAACAACAUAGUUAAAGGUGGUGCAUCAUUGGAGAACCUUAAUAGGUUUGUCAAGUGGCUUAAAGAGUAGGAAUUCCCAUUAAAGUUUAAUUUAUGCAUAUUUUAUGUUGGAGAACUCUCCUAUAACCUUUGCAAUAUUUUCAAGCGAUUGAGAUUUCUUAUUUA
Messenger RNA from Vigna radiata var. radiata (mung bean), 919 nucleotides. Its product is annotated as UDP-glycosyltransferase 83A1-like. Bases 258 to 824 code for a protein of 188 amino acids. The record is from RefSeq and is a predicted model, not a curated record. NCBI's taxonomy places the organism in Eukaryota, Viridiplantae, Streptophyta, Magnoliopsida, Fabales, Fabaceae. The transcript has a single exon. Gene Ontology annotation, molecular function: UDP-glycosyltransferase activity.